CCCUGCACGGCACCUCAGGUUCCUGCGGACGUCAGCGGGUCCUUCUGCGGUCAUCCCACGCCGAGCUUGGCCAGCACGCACACCUCGCCUCGCAGGAGCCCGCAUAAAAGGCGCGUCCGUCCCGGGCUGGAAGCGGCCGUAGCCUUCGGCUGGACGAGGAUGGAGUGACCGGCGCGGUCCUGGCCACGCAGACCCAGCUGGACGCUCCUCGCCUGCUCUCGCAGCGGAGCCGAACCUCGUACGGCCGCCCCAGGAAAGGGCGCGCGGCGCGGGAAGCCGCUAUGGACAGCGGCGGCCCCGCAGGCAGCCACCUGAUCGCCAGCAACGAGCCCGCGCCACCGGUAGCCGCCACCCGAGACUCCAGCCAGGGACGGACCGGACCGGGGCCGGCGGGCCCAGGCGGAGGCGCGCGCUCGGGGGGCGGGAGGCCGGCGGCAGCGAACGCGGCGCGGGAGCGCAGCCGCGUGCAGACUCUGCGGCACGCCUUCCUGGAGCUGCAGCGCACGCUGCCGUCGGUGCCGCCGGACACCAAGCUGUCCAAGCUGGACGUGCUGCUACUGGCCACCACCUACAUCGCGCACCUCACUCGCAGCCUGCAGGACGACGCCGACGCACCGACGGACCCCGGACUGGGCGCCCUGCGCGGGGACGGUUACCUACACCCUGUCAAGAAAUGGCCCAUGCGAUCAAGAUUGUACAUUGGUGCUACUGGUCAGUUUCUGAAGCAUUCUGUCUCUGGAGAAAAAAUAAAUCAUGACAAUAUUCCAACAGACUCACAGCCUUAG
This is a messenger RNA of Eubalaena glacialis (North Atlantic right whale), 785 nucleotides long. RefSeq names its product transcription factor 24 (gene TCF24). The coding region runs from base 282 to 785 and encodes 167 amino acids. The transcript is spliced from 3 exons. NCBI's taxonomy places the organism in Eukaryota, Metazoa, Chordata, Mammalia, Artiodactyla, Balaenidae. Gene Ontology annotation, molecular function: DNA-binding transcription factor activity, RNA polymerase II-specific; RNA polymerase II transcription regulatory region sequence-specific DNA binding; protein dimerization activity. The record is from RefSeq and is a predicted model, not a curated record. Gene Ontology annotation, biological process: regulation of transcription by RNA polymerase II; developmental process.